Messenger RNA from Lotus japonicus, 1827 nucleotides. Its product is annotated as ran-binding protein M homolog. Bases 133 to 1503 code for a protein of 456 amino acids. Lineage: Eukaryota; Viridiplantae; Streptophyta; Magnoliopsida; Fabales; Fabaceae. Gene Ontology annotation, cellular component: cytoplasm. Gene Ontology annotation, biological process: cytoskeleton organization; cell surface receptor signaling pathway. The transcript has 10 exons. The record is from RefSeq and is a predicted model, not a curated record. Gene Ontology annotation, molecular function: protein binding.
UGAAGAAGGGAAGGGAAGGGAAGGGAAGGGAAGGGAAGUGCGCGUGUAAGUGUUGUUGUUUUUAGGGAAGAAAAGAAAAGCAUCUCAAUUGAGUUGAAUUAAAGAGAAAGAGAAAGUGAGUUAGGGUUUGCGAUGAGGGAGAGUAACGGGAACGAGAACGAAAAGGAUCUGGGAGUGCACUUCUUGGAGGUGUGUCGUCGGAAGGAGAAGGAGACGGAGAUGGAAGAAGAUGAUCAAAUGGAGGAGUCACCCAGCGAACUGAACACCAUUAACAGCUCUGGUGGUUUUGUGGUGGUUUCCACCGACAAACUGUCAGUGAAGUACACGAGCAUCAACCUUCACGGCCACGAUGUUGGUGUCAUUCAGGCUAACAAGCCUGCUCCAACCAAGCGCCUUGUUUACUAUUUCGAGAUUCAUGUCAAGGAUGCCGGAGUUAAGGGUCAAAUUGCCAUUGGCUUUACCUCUGAGACCUUCAAGAUGCGAAGACAACCUGGGUGGGAGGCCAAUAGCUGUGGAUAUCAUGGCGAUGAUGGUUUGCUUUAUCGUGGACAUGGCAAGGGUGAACCCUUUGGCCCAACCUAUACAUCUGGUGAUAUUGUUGGUGCUGGAAUUAACUAUGCCUCACACGAAUUCCUUUUCACUAAAAAUGGCCAAGUCGUCGGCACAGUUUACAAAGACAUCAAGGGUCCCCUUUUUCCAACUAUUGCUGUUCAUAGCCAAAAUGAAGAGGUGCAUGUCAACUUUGGGCAGAAACCGUUUUCUUUUGACCUAAAGGAAUUUGAAGCACAAGAAAGAAUGAAGCAGCAAAUGAAAAUUGAGGAAAUUUCUGUGCCACCAACUAUCAGUUACAGAAUUGUCCGUUCCUACCUGCUACACUAUGGCUAUGAAGAUACAUUGAAUUCAUUUGAUGCGGCUAGUAGAAGUACUGUUCCUCCUAUACAUAUAGCUCAAGAAGAAAAUGUAAUACAUGAGCAGGAAAUAUCAUAUACAUUAAAUCACAGAAGGACUUUACGGCAGCUAAUCAGGGAUGGGGAGAUUGAUGUUGCAUUUGAUAAAUUGCGUGAAUGGUAUCCCCAGAUUUUUAAGGGCAAUACAUCAGCUACAUGUUUCCUGCUUCAUUGUCAAAAAUUUAUUGAAUUAGUUCGGGUUGGAGCCCUGGAAGAGGCUGUCAAAUAUGGAAGAAAAGAAUUGUCAAAUUUUUUUGGGUUGCCUUUGUUUGAGGAUUUAGUUCAGGACUGUGUUGCUUUGCUGGCAUAUGAACGACCACUGGAAUCCUCCGUAGGAUAUCUUCUAAAAGACUCACAGCGUGAAAUUGUAGCCGACACAGUAAAUGCCAUGAUAUUGUCUACAAAUAUGAAAGGAUCAACAGUUUGCUUGCACUCCAAUCUUGAGAGGUUACUUAGACAGCUCACUGCUUGUUGCUUAGAGAGACGAUCAUUGAGUGGAGAGCAGGGAGAAGCUUUCGAACUUCAAAGAGUGCUCAAUAGUUGUAGAAGAGGCUAGUGCUAGGUCAUGUGUAUUGAUAUUCUUACUCUGCUGUUCAUAUUGACCCUCGUUUUAUAAACAAUGCCAAAUCAUCAUAUUGAUUUUAGUUACCCGUAUCUUGUAGGGUUCCCCAUAUUGAUGCACACUUAUUCUUUUCUUUAGAGGGUGUUCUCUUUAUGCAUGUAACCUCGUCAUCAUCAAAAUGAUGGAAAUGGAAAGUUCAACUAGGCAAAGUGACAUUUUAGGCUAAAAAAUUUGGAAAAUUUGCAAAAUGUGUAUCAAUAUACUGUUGCCUUUUCCUGAAUUUGAUUGUUCUUCUCAUAGUGAAAACUUGUGAUUCAA